GUUCGGUUUGGCACGAAUGAAAUAAUCAAAUUAUCAAAUCGUGCGUAACGUAGAAAUAAAUCAUCCUAAUGCAUCACAUCUUAAGAUGCACUGGAAUAUUUACAAACAACGAAUUGGUAAGAGAAGUCGAUAUUACGGCGCAUGCGCUUUUAAUAAACAUUAAGUUAUUUGACUCCAACCUGAUAUUUUGGGUUCCGGUCGUUAAAAUCUUAUUUAAUUCGUAAUAAUCGUUAUAGUGAAUUAAACAUGGGCAACCAAUUCGAAUAUGCAGCAGUCAUCGGUUGCAUUAAAACGCUCCUCUUCAUAUUCAACAUAUUAUUUUGGUUUUUAGGAUUACUCUUCCUAGCGGUCGGCUUCUGGGCGGAGUUUGAUCUCAGCAAUUACAUGGAAAUGUCACCGGAAUUUUCUGGAACUGCUCCUUACGUGUUCAUCGGCAUCGGCAUGUUAAUCCUUGUUGUUAGUUCGAUUGCCUUCUCCUGCAUAAUCAAGGCACAACCAGUCCUACUUUAUAUUUACAGUGGGUUUUUGGCGUGUACCACGAUGAUGUGCGUUGGACUAAUUGCGACGCUGGCAUGUUUCCGUCACACAUUCGCAAAGGCCUUAUACAAUGGAUUAAAUCAAGCAGUCAUCAACUACAGCCAACUUAAGACUAAUUUGGACUUUGCCCAAGUCAAGAUGCAUUGCUGUGGAGUAAAUAAUUACACCGAUUGGAUCCGGAUGUCGCCGCAACGUGUAAUCCCGGUCUCAUGCUGUCUGGACCCCAACAACUGCGUCACAGCUAAUUACAGUGAUGUUUUUCAAAGGGGUUGUUACCACGUGAUCGCAAAAACUAUCGACGACAAUGCGGAAAUAUUCGUGUUUCUGGCCGUCGCUACAACCAUUCUGCCGUCAUGUGGGACGAUACUAGCCUGCGUUCUUGCGAAUGUCGUUAAUAAAUCUAAAUACGACGCUAUGGAUUAAACAUCAAAGAAUUGAAAAAUCUAUUUGAUAUUUCCGGAUUUUUAUUGCCGAAUGUUCACUGAAUUUCAUAGGACUUCUAAUUAAAGACUAAAUCGAAAUCAAUCGAGCCCUUAAUGUAAGAUUCUCGAAAUUUUAAUAAUUGUAUGUGUUUACAGUGUUUACAUCGCGUUUAUAUAGGUGAUAUAUGGAUUUGAAAAACAAAAAUUAUAUCUAUUCUCCUAAAUCUUCAAGUAGUCGAUACUUUACUUUAACAUUGUUUUCCUAAGGACGUUUUAAAUAUAUAAAUGUUCAUUAAUUAUAUUGUAAAUACGUAAAUUAUUAUAAUCUGCACUUGUUAGUGUUAAUAGUUCUAAAUAUUAUACUUAAUUUUUAUUGUUAUUAAAUAUUUACUUGUGU
Manduca sexta (tobacco hornworm) is the source of this 1356-nucleotide messenger RNA. RefSeq names its product tetraspanin-7. Gene Ontology annotation, cellular component: membrane. Bases 247 to 960 code for a protein of 237 amino acids. The transcript is spliced from 5 exons. NCBI's taxonomy places the organism in Eukaryota, Metazoa, Arthropoda, Insecta, Lepidoptera, Sphingidae. The record is from RefSeq and is a predicted model, not a curated record.